Messenger RNA from Chironomus riparius, 216 nucleotides. The record is from the annotation of a GenBank genome assembly. Lineage: Eukaryota; Metazoa; Arthropoda; Insecta; Diptera; Chironomidae.
ACAGUUUAAUAGUGUUAAGUAUAGUAUGAAUAGACAAGAACGAGAAAGACUGAUCAAUGAAGACAAUUGUCGUCGCGAGCAUAUCCAAUCUAGCGUCCAUCCAAUCUAUGUGUGUGUGUGUGUGUGUAAGAAUCCCCAUACGAAAUUUUCAAUCAUUUUUGUUGUAAAAAUCCACAAGAGAGAACAUUAACUGCAGAAUAAGUUGAAAUAGGAAAG